This is a messenger RNA of Trichoderma harzianum CBS 226.95, 1782 nucleotides long. RefSeq lists its product as hypothetical. Gene Ontology annotation, cellular component: mitochondrion. Gene Ontology annotation, molecular function: homocitrate synthase activity. The transcript is spliced from 17 exons. The coding region runs from base 195 to 1487 and encodes 430 amino acids. The record is from RefSeq and is a predicted model, not a curated record. Lineage: Eukaryota; Fungi; Ascomycota; Sordariomycetes; Hypocreales; Hypocreaceae.
CGCUGACAGCGGCAUCGCUUUUGACUCACGUCACGGACGUUUAGCUUUUUAAAUCUUGGGCAUCACUUCCAAUUACUUAUCCUGCCCAAGCUGAAUUUUUUUUCACUCUUACGCGGAACCGAAGAUACCCUUUCCAACAAUAACACCAUCGACGAUACUUAAACCCGCCUGCGUUUGCCAGCACAGUCGACAUCAUGUGCGGUACCUGCAACGGAGACACAGCGCCCGCCGCGAACUCGACAACAGACAAUGCUGCUCCCUCGGCACAGACAAGCAACGGCGUCUAUCCUGCCCGGGGCACACCGGCGUCUUCUCCCUACCAGAUGGUUCAGGACUACAUCUCAAAUGUUGGCAGGUUCAAGAUCAUUGAGAGCACUUUGAGAGAAGGAGAGCAGUUUGCGAACGCCUUCUUCGACCUCGAAACCAAGAUCAAGAUCGCCAAAGCACUUGAUAACUUCGGUGUAGACUACAUCGAGUUGACCAGCCCUGUAGCUAGUCAAGCUUCAUUUGAUGACUGCAAGGCCAUCUGUCAGCUUGGUCUCAAGGCCAAGAUCCUUACGCACGUCCGCUGUAAUAUGGAGGAUGCGAAGAAGGCAGUCGAGUGCGGCGUGGAUGGCGUCGACCUGGUUAUUGGAACAUCAAGCUUCCUCCGGGAAUAUUCCCAUGGUAAGAGCAUGGAAAUGAUUAAGGACAUUGCGAUGGAGGUCAUUGCCUAUGUCAAGAGCAAGGGUGUUGAAGUCCGCUUUUCAAGUGAGGAUUCCUUCAGGAGCAACCUCGUCGAUAUCCUACACCUCUACCAAGCUUGUGACAAGGCUGGUGUCGACCGAGUAGGUGUCGCCGAUACCGUUGGCGGAGCCACGCCAAGGAUGGUCUACGACUUGAUCAGGACACUGAGAGGCGUUGUGGGCUGCGACAUAGAGACACAUUUUCACGACGAUACUGGCUGCGCAGUUGCAAAUGCACACUCCGCGCUCGAAGCUGGAGCCACACAUGUCGAUACCUCAGUAUUAGGAAUCGGCGAACGCAAUGGCAUCACUCCGCUUGGUGCUUUGAUGGCCCGAAUGGUUGUAACAGCACCGGACUAUGUCAAGUCCAAGUAUAAUCUCAAGGCAUUGAAGAGCUUAGAAACCCUGGUUGCCGAUGCCGUCCAGGUCAACAUCCCAUUCAACAAUCCCGUGACGGGCUUCUGUGCAUACACUCACAAGGCUGGCAUCCAUGCUAAGGCUAUUCUUGCUAACCCAUCAACCUACGAGAUCAUCAAUCCCCAUGACUUCGGAAUGACUCGCUAUGUCUCCAUUAAUUCAAGAAUUACAGGCUGGAAUGCUGUCAAGGCCCGAAUCGAGCAGCUUGGCCUGGGCUCAGAGUUCUCUGAUGAUCAAGUCAAGGAAGUGACUGCCAAGAUCAAGCAAAUGGCGGACAUUCGCCCCCUGGCUAUUGACGACACAGACUCAAUCAUUAGAUCUUACCAUCUAGAUAUAAAGGUAUAAGCUUGAGACGAACGAGGUUGUAUACUCCAUGAAGGCGUUUGCAGAAGAGGAUGCAAAAAUUUGGGUAUUUCGAUUAGAUGAUGAUAGAUCAAUGAAAGAAAUAAGAUCUAGGCGUUCAUCGCCACAACAAUAGCAUGCUAUGCUCGACACUAUUUUAAAGUCCUAUGCACGCUGCUUCUCCGUUGCGUAUUGGGUUGUUGUUAGGCUAGCUAGGCCUUGGCCAAUGAUUCGAAGUUAAUGGGCUGGCUGUGCGGGAUGGUAGUCUAUAUUAUGAACGAAAAUGGAUCAAGUUGUA